AGAUCUUCAAAGACAAUGGAGUUUAAAACAGUAAUUCUAACCUCUGUUUCUUUUUUCCUCAAUGCAGUUAACAAGCACAAGCCCUGGCUCGAGCCCACCUAUCAUGGAAUAGUUACUGAGAAUGACAAUACAGUGCUGCUCGACCCUCCCCUCAUCGCCAUGGAUAAAGAUGCACCUCUGCAUUUUGCAGAGAGUGUUGAGGUGACAGUCACCAAAGAAGGUGAGAUUUGUGGCUUUAAAAUUCAUGGGCAGAAUGUCCCCUUUGAGGCAGUGGUAGUGGAUAAGUCCACGGGUGAGGGAGUGAUUCGUUCAACGGAGAAACUGGACUGUGAGCUGCAGAAAGACUACACGUUCACCAUCCAGGCCUACGACUGUGGGAAGGGGCCCGAUGGCACCAGCGUGAAGAAAUCUCACAAAGCAACUGUCCAUAUCCAGGUGAAUGAUGUGAACGAAUAUGCCCCUGUGUUCAAGGAGAAGUCCUACAAAGCGACAGUCGUGGAGGGGACGCAGCAUAGCAGCAUUCUGAGGGUGGAGGCCUUGGACGCAGACUGCUCCCCUCAGUUCAGCCAGAUCUGCAGCUAUGAGAUUGUCACUCCAGAUGUUCCCUUCACCGUGGACAAAGACGGUUAUAUAAAAAACACAGAGAAGCUCAACUAUGGGAAAGAGCACCGAUACAAGCUGACCAUCACCGCCUAUGACUGUGGGAAGAAGAGGGCCACGGAAGAUGUCCUUGUGAAGAUCAGUGUCAAGCCUGCCUGCACCCCUGGGUGGCAAGGCUGGAGCAAUAGGAUUGAGUAUGAGCCCGGCACGGGAGCUUUGGCUGUCUUCCCAAACAUCCACCUGGAGACAUGUGACGAGCCGGUCGCAUCAGUGCAGGCCACAGUGGAGCUGGAGACCAGCCACAUAGGAAAAGGCUGUGACCGAGACACCUACUCAGAGAAAUCCCUUCACCGGCUCUGUGGGGCCGCUGCUGGCACUGCUGAGCUGCUUCCUUCCCCCAGCAGCAACUUAAACUGGACCCUCGGCCUCCCCACUGACAACGGCCACGACAGUGACCAGGUCUUUGAGUUCAAUGGCACUCAGGCAGUGAGGAUCCCAGAUGGCAUAGUGUCCCUCAACCCCAAAGAGCCCUUCACAAUCUCCCUGUGGAUGCGGCAUGGGCCUUUCGGCAGGAAGAAGGAGACCAUCCUCUGCAGUUCAGACAAGACAGAUAUGAACCGACACCGUUACUCACUCUAUGUCCAUGGAUGCAGGCUGAUUUUCCUCCUUCGUCAGGAUCCUUCUGAGGAAAAGAAAUACAAACCUGCAGAAUUCCACUGGAAGCUGAAUCAGGUCUGUGAUGAGGAUUGGCAUCACUUCGUCCUCAAUGUGGAGCUCCCAAGUGUGACACUCUACGUGGAUGGUGUUUCUCAUGAGCCCUUCUCUGUGACUGAAGAUUACCCGCUUCACCCAACCAAGAUAGAGACUCAGCUCGUGGUUGGCGCUUGCUGGCAAGAGUAUUCAGGAAUUGAAAAUGACAAUGAAACUGAGCCUGUGACUGUGGCCUCUGCAGGUGGCGACCUACACAUGACACAGUUUUUCCGAGGCAACCUGGCUGGUCUAACAGUCCGCCCUGGGAAACUGGCGGAUAAGAAGGUGAUUGACUGUCUGUACACCUGCAAAGAGGGGCUGGACCUGCAGGUCCCCGAAGACAGUGGCAAAGGCGUGCAGAUCCAGGCCAGCCCCAGUCAGUCGGUGUUGACCUUGGAGGGAGAUGACAUUGGGGAGUUGGAUAAGGCCAUGCAGCGCGUCUCCUACCUGAACUCACGGCAGUUCCCCACACCUGGCAUCCGAAGGCUCAAAAUCACCAGCACAGUCAAGUGUUUUAACGAGGCCGCUUGCAUCACAGUCCCCCCAGUCGAAGGCUAUGUGGUGGUUUUGCAGCCCGAGGAGCCCAAGAUUAGCCUGAGUGGUGUACACCAUUUCGCCCGAGCGGCUUCUGAAUUUGAGAGCUCAGAAGGCGUUUUCCUGUUUCCUGAGCUUCGGAUCAUUAGCACCAUCACCAGAGAAGUGGAGCCCGAAGGGGAUGGGGCUGAGGACCCCACAGUUCAAGAGUCCCUGGUGUCCGAGGAAAUCGUGCACGACCUUGAUACCUGUGAGGUUACGGUGGAGGAGGAGGAGCUGAACCCAGAUCACGAGAGGCUGGAGGUGGAUGUGGCCUGCCUGCAGCAGAAGGGCAUCGAAGUGAGCCACUCUGACCUGGGUGUGGUAUUCACAGGCGUGGACACCAUGGCCAGUUACGAGGAGGUUCUGCACCUUCUGCGCUAUCGGAACUGGCAUACUAGAUCCCUGCUUGACCGGAAGUUCAAGCUCAUCUGCUCUGAGCUAAAUGGCCGCUACCUCAGCAACGAAUUUAAAGUGGAGGUAAAUGUGAUCCACACCAACCCCGUGGAACACGCCAACCACAUGGCUGCCCAGCCACAGUUUGUUCCUGAACAUCGCUCCUUUGUGGACCUGUCAGGCCACAACCUGGCCAACCCUCACCCAUUCGCAGUGGUCCCCAGUACUGCGACUGUUGUGAUUGUGGUGUGUGUCAGCUUCCUGGUUUUCAUGAUUAUCCUGGGAGUAUUUCUCCGGGCAGCACAUCAGCGAACCAAGGACCAGGACACAGGGAAGGAGAAUGAGAUGGACUGGGACGACUCUGCCUUGACGAUCACCGUGAACCCCAUGGAGACAUAUGAGGACCAGCACAGCAGUGAGGAGGACGAGGAAGAGGAGGAGGAGGAGGAGAGUGAGGAUGGGGAAGAGGAGGAGGACAUCACCAGUGCUGAGUCAGAGAGCAGUGAGGAGGAGGAGGGGGUCCCAGGAGAUGGCCAGAAUGCUACCCGGCAGCAACAGUUGGAGUGGGAUGACUCCACGCUCAGCUACUGACCACGUGCCCCCAGCUGCCUGCUCCCGCCUCAGAAGAC
Molecule: messenger RNA, 2948 nt
Organism: Castor canadensis (American beaver)
Lineage: Eukaryota; Metazoa; Chordata; Mammalia; Rodentia; Castoridae
Source: RefSeq, a predicted model, not a curated record